AUGGCCGAAGACACACCAAUGCUCGAUGUCGAGGCGGUCAGGGAGAAUACGCUCAUGUACGGCCAUGACGAUGAACUCGACGACAAGUACCCUACACGCCCGAUAAACCUCCAUAAAACACUUCCCUUCCAUACUCUCUUCACGGAGCUAUUCAAUCCGCUCAUGGAAACACAGAAAAGGAAGCAGCCCGUGGGAGCUCGUCGAAGAGUUGGCCCCCAUGGACACUCUAACAUGUCACCUCAUGAGGCGAAACGCAACAUCAUCGAGAGAUUCAUCGCGAGUUGGCGGAAGCAAGUCGGCAAUGACUUCUACCCUGCGAUGCGUCUGAUCGUCCCUGAAAAAGACAGAGAUCGAGCCAUGUACGGUCUGAAAGAGAAGGCAAUCGCCAAGAUAUUGAUCAAGGUCACAAGAAUUGACCAAAACUCCGACGACGCCAAACACAUGCUAAACUGGAAGCUACCCGGUCAACUCAGCAAAUCUUCGACUUCGACAGCAGGCGACUUUGCUGGGCGAUGUUAUGAGAUCUUGGCCUCACGUCAGCUCAAAACUGAGUACAGCGAUAUGAGCAUUGCUGAGGUCAACAACGCCCUGGAUAAGUUGUCGCAGAUUGGUGCCGAAGACGAACAAGUCAAGAUCUUUCAGCGGUUCUAUCGGAGGAUGAACGCCGAGGAGAUGACCUGGCUCAUUCGCAUGGUCCUUCGUCAGAUGAAGAUUGGAGCGACUGAGAAGACCUUCUUAGACAUCUGGCAUCCAGAUGCAGAGACUUUGUUCAACAUCUCGUCAAACCUUCGACGAGUAUGUUGGGAACUGUUCGACCCUGAAAUUCGGCUGGCAGGCGAAGAUACUGGGUUGAGCUUGAUGCAAUGCUUCCAGCCACAGCUAGCUCAGUUUCAGGAUAAAGUAGGUAACUUUGAGAAGCUGGUCGCCAGAUUCCAAGGAAAUACGGAUGACGAUACAUUUUGGAUUGAAGAGAAGCUUGAUGGAGAACGUAUGCAGCUCCACAUGAUCGAGGAUCCUGACGCACCAGGCGGUAGACUUUUCGGUUUCUGGUCGCGGAAGGCCAAAGACUACGCAUACCUCUACGGUAGACACUUCCAAGGCGAUGAAGCCGGUGCACUUACACGAUUCAUAACAGACGCGUUCGGAAAAAAUGUGCGGAACAUCAUUCUUGAUGGUGAGAUGAUCACCUGGGAUAUGGAUCGAGAUCAUAUUGUUGGCUUUGGUACUCUCAAGACCGCAGCCAUAUCUGAGAAAGAAAACAAAACAGACAAAAACAUUGGCCAGCGGCCGCUCUUCAGGGUGUUCGACUGCGUAUAUCUGAACGACAAACUACUCACACAAUACACGCUACGUGAUCGCCGUCUUGCCCUUGAGAGUGCCGUCAAAGGCGUACAUCGUCGUCUGGAAAUACACCCGUACAUCGAGGCGCGCUCGCAUACUGAGAUCGAACCAGCACUGCGGAAGGUGGUCGCCGAUUCCUCCGAGGGUCUGGUCUUGAAGAACCCACGUUCCAUGUACUGCCUCAAUCAACGUAACAAUGAUUGGAUGAAAGUCAAGCCAGAAUAUAUGUCAGAAUUCGGCGAGUCGCUCGACUGCAUAGUUGUCGGCGGGUACUUUGGCUCCGGACAUCGUGGUGGCGCUCACUCGUCCUUCCUUUGCGCAUUGCUUACGAACAAGGACGCAAAGAAGGGCAACCCGAAGUACCAACAUUGUUGGUCAUUCUUCAAGGUCGGAGGUGGGUUCACUCGCGAAGACUAUGCUGAUGUACGAGGCCGAACGGAAGGCAAGUGGCACGAUUGGGAUCCUCGACGGCCGCCACCAUUCAUUGAACUGGGCGGUCAUGAACAAAAUCGGCAACACGAGCGGCCAGACCAAUGGAUCAGACCCAGCGAUUCCGUCGUGCUCGAAUGUAAGGCAGCAAGUGUGGAGAGCAGCGAUAAAUUUCGCUUCUCCCUAACGCUUCGCUUUCCUCGCUUCAAGCAACUCAAAAAGGACAAACGCUGGGAUCAGGCUCUCUCAGUACAAGAGUUCUUGGAAGUGAAGAGCAGGGCGGAAAUGGAGAAGUCUGAGAAGGAGAAAGAAUUCAAGAUCGAGCAAUCACGCAGGAAGAAGGCGAGGACAUCAAAGAAGCCGCUGACCGUGGUCGGCAACGAUACCGUUACCACACCGUAUGCAGGUCCAGCGUCGAAAGUAUUCGAGGGUCUGAACUUCUUUAUAAUGACCGAGCAGAUCCAUCCAACGAAGAAAUCAAAAGCUGAUUUAGAGGCACUGGUAAAAGCCAAUGGUGGCAAGAUUGUGCAGCGCGAUUCGACGGGCAAAGACCUCGUUAUCGUAGCGGACAAGAGACUGAUAAAAGUUGCAUCACUCGAGAAACGCGCGACGAACAACAUCGUCAAGCCUGUCUGGAUCCAGGACUGUAUCAAACAGAACGAGAUAGAUGGUGCUCCUCUGCCAUAUCUGCUCCCUUUCGAGCCAAACAGACAUAUGUUCUACCUUCACGAUGACGACCAACUUGACUUUGAGAACAACGUCGAUAAGCACGGCGACUCGUAUGCGCGCGACCUUGGAGAUGUCGAUGAAAUGCGAAAGCUGUUAGCGGGUGUAGUGGCAGAGCCAGAUGAAACCCGGGCGUUUAAACAAGAAAGAUUUCUAGAUCAACUGGAAGAUCAUGGGGAGUCGUUCGCGCAUCUUAAGACACAUAUUUUUGGUGCAGUGAAGGCUGCUUUUCAAAGUGACCCCGAAGAUUCAGUGGGAGUGGUUAGAGUACAAUUAGCGAAGAACUACAUCCGUUUUGGUGGCGGUGUAAUAGCUGAUAGUAUACACAAGGAAGGACUCACGCACGUCAUUGUGCUCGAAGAACGGUCUUCGACAGAUAGCGGAAAAGCCAAGGUCACGGCACUAGCUAGAACAGUGGGUGUCGCGUGGGUAGAAAAGUGCUGGGAAGCAGGUACUAUGGUGGAUGAGGAGAGGUUUCAGUGGGGUUGA
Messenger RNA from Alternaria atra, 2985 nucleotides. RefSeq lists its product as uncharacterized. NCBI's taxonomy places the organism in Eukaryota, Fungi, Ascomycota, Dothideomycetes, Pleosporales, Pleosporaceae. The coding region runs from base 1 to 2985 and encodes 994 amino acids. The transcript has a single exon. The record is from RefSeq and is a predicted model, not a curated record. Gene Ontology annotation, cellular component: DNA ligase IV complex. Gene Ontology annotation, molecular function: DNA binding; DNA ligase (ATP) activity; ATP binding. Gene Ontology annotation, biological process: nucleotide-excision repair, DNA gap filling; double-strand break repair via nonhomologous end joining; DNA biosynthetic process.